AUUAUUUAUCUGAACUUAGGACAAGAUAUUUCCCAUAAGAUUCAAUAAUGUGACAAACCGUCACCUCCCAUUCAUUUACCAGUCCUGCAGUCCAUGUCGAGUACCGGUAUGUAUGUAUGUUAGGAAUCAGUUAUGAGAUCAGUUAGUCAGUUAUUUGUUCCAGAUGCAUGGAUUUGAUCUAGUCGAAAUACAGAAAUAUGGAUUCGUGUGACUCAAUUUGAUUUUUCAUACUAACUAUAAAUAGGAAAACUUUUUAAUAUGUUUAAAGUAUAAUAAAAUAUAUAAUAAUCAAUCAAUUUUUGGAUGGACUACUAUUCAUUGUAUUUGUCAUCUCAUUAAACAAUAUUUACUCGUUCAGUCAAAGCAGUAGAGUUUCUGUUACUACAAAGCUUUUUUUUAUAGUCUAGCUUACUCUGCUAUACGAUAAAUAUCAUGAAUUCACAAAAAUACAAAGUGAAACCAGCAUCUGGUCCUGCUAAAGGUAAAGCAAAAACUGGAGAAAAAGUUGUAAAGAAGUCCAAGUCUGGACCUGCAGGAUCAUCCAGUGCAAAAAUUGCACCACCACCUGCAGUUGAACCUCCAAAACCUGAAGGUGUCACAUGUAACUUGAAGCAAAUCAGUAAAGUACUAUUGGAAGAUUCUACAACUAAAAUAAAAGAAUCAGGAAAGUGGCCACUUCUGAUCGAUUCAGCAGGAAAUGCUACUACUUUUUUACGCUAUCAGGACACCAAUUAUCUCUGUACUGCAAAUUCUAAUGAUAUGCAACCUGAAACAAUUCGAAGGGCCCUCAUUGGAUCUAUAAGGUUUGGAAAACCAUUUGUGAUUGAUAUGCUUGACACAGAUAUGUAUCAUUUUCUUGAAAAAAAUGUCAAUGAUAUUCUGCCAAACUUGAUGCAAGAUGUCAUGAACAAAAAGGUGUUGGAAGAGGAAAAAUACAUGCAACUCGUAAAACCUGAAGAUGGCGAUCUGUAUGAGAUUAAUAGUUUUGACAGGGUGCACGAUUUCCUUUUUAUUAUAGUAACAAAGAAAAAUCCACCACCUGAUGAUCUGCUGGCACUCAUGGUGCCUGUCAAGGUGGAGGGUUAAUGUGUGGAUGACUAACAAGCACCAAUUUUUAAUCACUGGUGCUGAUGUACUGUCUUGGUAAUUACUUAAAAGAGGAAAAAACAUAGUAUGGGAAGAGGUAGCUGGACGCCCUGACCACUAAGUUUUCUUAAACUUAGUGAUCAAAGUGCAUUUAAGCUAUUUAAGCUUCACAUAUUUUGGCCUAGACCAUGUCUCUGUUUAGUCAUUAUCAAAACUAAUGUAUUGAAAAUUCAAAAGUAGUUUUUAAGAAUUAUACCAGUAGUUUAUGCUUUGUGCAACAAUGCUAUAAUUGUCAUAGAUGUGAUUGUUUUAUUUUAAUUUAGAAUAUAAAAUGAACUGCCAAUCAUUAUCAGUAAGGGUAUAUACCACACAUGGUAAAUUUAUACUGAUAGUAUUCCUAUCCCAAAUGAUUUUACAUCAAUGAUUAUUAUCACUAAAUGAUUUAAUCUUUUUUUAUAGGUAGAUACUAAUUCCUCUGUGCUUUAUUAGUAGGAAUGACUAUAUCUGCAAUAUUUUUAUUCCUGCAGACUGCGUUGUAAUCCCGCAUAUAAGUCAUAUGAUACCUGGUUAUAAUUAGGCUUCAGUUAUAACCAAGUGGCAAAUUUUAUAAUGAAAGCAAUAAUUUUUACUGCCUGAAUUAUUAAAAACAUACUUUUAAAUUGUGACAAAUUUGAAAACUAAUUUUUGUGGGAUACUAUUAGCCCACCUAAAAUAUUUAUUUUUGAAAUUUUAUCUCCCAUCAUAUAGGUAAUGCCUACCUAUCUUCACUCCUGUUAUUGUAUAAUAUGUGUACAUCUCUGUGAACAAAGACGAAAUUCACUUUUUUUUUUUAAAACUAAUUGAAUCUAUAUUAGCUUUACCUAUUAAAUAUUGCUUCUGUCACAAAAUUUACCUGUAGUUUAUAUGCACGUUCAUGCAGAAGUCAAUCCAAUGUUUUAUUAAUUUUGUAUACCUCCAAUUUUCCAUAGUUUUUAUGCCAUAAUAUAUUUUAUAAUUAAGUUUUUA
Styela clava is the source of this 2091-nucleotide messenger RNA. Its product is annotated as IQ motif and ankyrin repeat domain-containing protein 1-like. NCBI's taxonomy places the organism in Eukaryota, Metazoa, Chordata, Ascidiacea, Stolidobranchia, Styelidae. The record is from RefSeq and is a predicted model, not a curated record.